AUGUCAAGAUACCACACCCUAAGUGUCUUUCUUCCCCCCCGCCCCGGUGGGGGGAGUGGGGGUGGGGAAUACGCGGUGUGGGGAUUUGAAACUCCACGAAAACGUGGAAGGUCAGCUCUCCGGGAGGACCGGGACAGGUCCGGGGCAAUCAGGGGACGCGCGGCGAAGGGCGAACGCAGGCCUCGGCCUCUGCGGGCUCGCUCCCCGUCAGCCGCAGGGAAGCGGCCCGGACGCGCCACCCGGGGCGACUCGCCGGCCGCAGCGCUGACCAGCAGGAAGGUCCACAGCAGCGAGGGCACCCGCCGGGGCCGCCGCGGAGACGAAGUCAUCCCUGGGUCAGCCGAGAAGGAGAGCAGAGAAAAAGAAAGACGGAAAGUGAAUACGGGCGGAGAAACGCGGCCGGGAGGACAGUCCUCGCUCUCGUCGGACUUCUCCGGCCCGUAUUACAAUGCAGCUUGA
Molecule: messenger RNA, 459 nt
Organism: Rangifer tarandus platyrhynchus (Svalbard reindeer)
Lineage: Eukaryota; Metazoa; Chordata; Mammalia; Artiodactyla; Cervidae
Source: the annotation of a GenBank genome assembly